Sinocyclocheilus rhinocerous is the source of this 1211-nucleotide messenger RNA. It is a transcript of the gene poc1a, whose product is annotated as POC1 centriolar protein A. Lineage: Eukaryota; Metazoa; Chordata; Actinopteri; Cypriniformes; Cyprinidae. Gene Ontology annotation, molecular function: protein binding. The record is from RefSeq and is a predicted model, not a curated record. The coding region runs from base 306 to 1211 and encodes 301 amino acids. The transcript is spliced from 7 exons. Gene Ontology annotation, cellular component: centriole; ciliary basal body. Gene Ontology annotation, biological process: cilium assembly.
CGCGCCAACUACGGCGGGUAAAACGAAAGCUGAUAGCAACCAACCGUCAGCCCUUAGCAACCGGUUAGCUUCGUCAAACACGCUGUUAAUCUGACGACUUUUAUCUUCAAAGCGAGACUUCAGCUGUAUGUUCGUCUGAAGUUGUUUUGUGGGAUUUCUAUCAUUUCUGAGCUUGAGAUUGAGCGCGCUGACAGCUGGAGAGUGAAGCUAGCAUGUAAACAAAGCACAGACUGUGAAUGAAUGGACCGACUGACUUACAGUCCUCUCUGUGAUUGUUUUCUUCAUUGCUUUAGAUCAGUCUGAACAUGAGCUCUGUCAUGGAUGAUCCGACCCUUGAGAGGCAUUUUAAGGGUCACAGAGACGCCAUCACCAGCCUGGACUUCAGCUCUAACAUGAAGCAAAUAGCCAGCGGCUCUGUGGAUGCGUGUGUCAUGAUCUGGAACACCAGGCCUCAGAUGAGGGCCUACAGGUUUGAGGGGCACAAGGACGCGGUGACAAGUGUCCAGUUCUCUCCCUCCGGUCAUCUCGUGGCCUCCGCGUCCAGAGACAAGACGGUCCGGCUCUGGGUGCCCAGUGUGAAAGGGGAAUCGACGGUGUUUCGAGCGCAUACGGGAACCGUGCGCAGCGUGAGCUUCUCCAGUGACGGACAGACGCUCCUCACCUCUUCUGAUGACAAAAGCAUCAAAGUCUGGGCCGUUCACCGGCAGAAGUUCCUCUUCUCCCUCAACCAGCACAUCAACUGGGUGCGCUGUGUCAGGUUUUCACCAGAUGGGCGUCUGAUUGUGUCUGCCAGCGAUGAUAAGACAGUGAAGCUGUGGGACAAGAACAGCAGGGAGUGCAUUCAUUCGUUCUGCGAGCACGGCGGAUACGUGCAUCACGCUGACUUCCACCCCAGCGGCACCUGUAUCGCAGCGGCCAGCACCGACAACACCGUGAAGGUGUGGGACAUUCGCACACACAAACUCCUGCAGCACUACCCAGUUCACAGUGCGACGGUGAACAGCCUGUCCUUCCAUCCGUCUGGAAACUACCUGAUCACGGCCUCCAGUGACUCCACGCUGAAGAUCCUGGACCUGCUGGAGGGCCGACUGCUGUACACGCUCCACGGCCAUCAGGUGACACGCCGAGCUUUACCUUCUGACACUAGACCACUCUUUUUCUGUGCUGUCCUCAAACUGCGUCCCAGUGCGGCUGUGUUGUGUAGUAAGUGA